This is a messenger RNA of Mixia osmundae IAM 14324, 1656 nucleotides long. RefSeq lists its product as uncharacterized. Gene Ontology annotation, biological process: rRNA base methylation. The transcript has 5 exons. The record is from RefSeq and is a predicted model, not a curated record. NCBI's taxonomy places the organism in Eukaryota, Fungi, Basidiomycota, Mixiomycetes, Mixiales, Mixiaceae. The coding region runs from base 1 to 1656 and encodes 551 amino acids. Gene Ontology annotation, molecular function: methyltransferase activity. Gene Ontology annotation, cellular component: nucleolus.
AUGGACUUCUAUGUCCGGUCCGCAAGCAUCAUCGACAAACUCAAUGCCGGCCAGGGAUCGCUCAAAGGCCUCGCAACGCUCCACGACAAGCAAGGCGACGGCAGACGACUCAUCGCUCUCGUCAUUGAGACUCUGAAAUACUGGCCGUCACUUCAAGCUGUCCUCGCAGCCACGGAUCUCCUCGACCGACAGGCUCGACAGCUCGCGCACUACAAGCUUUCUGAGCGAUCUGCCAAAGAUGACAAGGUCAAGUCAGACAGACUGCCAAAGCCCGCAACCCUUGCCGCCGUGCUCGCGCACGACUUGCUCUUCUCAAAGAAAGGCGUGCUCGCUCUGCCGAAAUCGCAUCGCAUCGCUCAGAUCAUGCAAGGACACGCGGCUCAGCUCAGAGCCGAGAAAGAGCGCUUGAAGAUUCGUACGGGCGCUGGUAGCGAUGCUGCGCUGCAAGUCAGUCAGCCUAGCGUUGCCCAUGGAAAGGGCAAGAGCCGUGAGAUUGACGAUGAGAGGGAUCCCGUGCUGGGCAAGACACGAUGGAUGCGUAUCAACUUGCUCAGAUGGACUGUAGCGGAAGCGCUCGAUUGGCUCGCGCAGAACGGCUGGCAACUUGUCGAAAAAUCACAAAACAGUUUGCAGCCGCUACAAAUUCAUCUGGAUGGCGAGAUACCCUCACUGCUCGCGUUUUCCCGCGCGCUCGAUCUCGUUUCCUUCGCGCCAUACCAAGGUGCCCUGCAAUUCAUCCAUGGCCGACUGAUAGCUCAAGACAAGGCAAGCUGCAUGCCUGCUCACCUCCUCUUGACUGCAUCACAGAGACCUGGACUGGUCAUCGAUGCUACUGCUGCACCAGGCAACAAGACGACGAUGCUCGCUGCCGGCCUGCCGCCGGGCGUACCCAUCAUGGCCUUCGAACGCGACAGAGGUCGUGUAGAGACUCUGAAGAAGAUGUGUAACAUCGCCGGCUGCGGCAAAGGCUCGACGCAGGCCGUACGGGUCAUCAAUCAUGAUUUCAUGAAGGUCAGAGCCAAAGAUCUGCCUUUGUUCGAGGGCAAUCUCUUCGUUCUUGUCGAUCCUUCAUGCUCCGGCUCUGGGAUCAGAGCGCGUCUGGAUCACCUCAGCCAGUCAGGGCAGGACGACACGCCAGACCGACUGAAAGCGCUCUCUGGCUUCCAGACGGCUAUACUCUCGCAUGCCAUGCGUUUGCCUCGGGCCAGCCGGAUUGUCUACAGCACCUGUUCGAUCCAUCGGGAGGAGAAUGAAGAUGUCGUCAUGCGCGUACUGGCCAAGCCCGAAUUUGUGAAUCAAGGCUGGGAGCUCUUACCUCGGUCUCAAGUCUUACCCAGCUGGACUCGGCGCGGCUUGGUCGAAGCAUGCAAGGGCUCUCAGGACCUCGCGGACGGCAUGAUCCGCUGCGAUCCCGCUCAGGGCGAUGAUAGCAACGGCUUUUUUGUCGCCGUCCUCACGCGAACGACUGAAGACGUGGACGCUGGGAUGCUGCCCUCGACAGAGCAAGAGACGCUCUCUCCUGCAGCUCUCCCGGCGAGCUCGAAGAGUGCUCUCCGAGACGACACUGAUCCCUUGGGCGAUCUCGACGUGCUCACAUACUUUGUAUUCGGCAAUCAGCUAGCGCAAGAACGCCUCAAGCGUCGCCGUCUGAGAUAG